AUCGCUAUCAUAAUAUACGGUUUUUAGGUGUGCUCUUGAUUUGAUUGCUGUUCUGUUUUGUUUCCGGAGAGCAAAGAAAAAUGACGGUCGCCACUUUGGGUUCUGGUUUGGCUUAUUUGACUGAGGGCUUAGCUCAGUAUUCGUGUGCUUUGAAGCCUUUGCACUCUAGUCCCCCACACCACCAAGAACCUCAUGAACUAAAACCCCCAGCUUGGUUCUCCUCCUGGUGCUUCUGAGUUUAUUUUCCAGCUGGGAAACGAAGAGCACCCUGAACUCUGAACUCUGCUUGGUAUUUUUCUCGAGUUUCCCGUCUCCGCCUCCUAAACUCACUCAUGGAGAAGAAAAACAUUAGAAAAACCCUACUUUUACAAUACCUUAUUUGCCUUCUAUGCUUCAUCUUCAAAAUCACAGAACCCUCCUCCCUUUCACCGUCCCCUGAUUCAACUUUCUCCCUUUCUCCAAGCUCCCCUCCACCAUACGAUGUUCACCCAUCCUCAAGCCGUGCCAUUCUUAGGCCAAUCCUUCUCGGUAUCCUUUUCGGCUCCCUCACUGGUGUUUUUGCCUCCAUUAUCUUCCUCUUUACGAUCCGUCUCUUUCUCCUCUUUGCCAACCGGACCCCAAUACUCAAAGGCCCUGUCACCUUUUCACCAAAGAUCUCUCCCAAGUUUCUCAAAGUUAUUUUUUCUGGCGGAAACAAUGAAUCCCUGCAGAUGAUUGGUUCCAGCCCCAAUGGGAAGUACUUGAAGUUCCCACUCAACAGUGAGGUCACGGUUGCAGUAAAGGUGCUUGAAUCCGCCUGUUCUAGUGGUUCCCCUGGACCAACUUCCAAUUCGUGGAAGAGGAAAGUGCAGAGAGAGCUUGAAUUGCUAGCAAAGGUCAGCCACCGGAAUGUGAUGAGCUUGAGGGCUUAUGUACGAGACCAUGAUCGAUUUUCUUUAGUUUAUGAUUAUGUAUCAAAUGGAAGCUUGGAGGACGCCAUGAAAAGAGUAAGAUUGAAUCAGUUGAGGCUGGGAUGGGAGAUGAGACAUCGGAUUGCAGUAGGAAUGGUGAAAGGGUUAAAAUAUCUACACUAUGAGUUCGUUCCAAGGAUUUUACAUAACAAUCUGAAGCCCACAAAUGUGUUGCUAGAUGAUGGAUUUGAGCCUAAGUUAGGGGACUGUGGAUUGGCGAGGCUGGUUGUGGCUGGCGUGGAUGCGCCAAUCUCCUCCUGUUAUGUGGCACCAGAGUGUUUUCAGAGUUGCAGGUACACGGAUAAAAGCGACAUAUAUAGCUUUGGAAUGAUCCUCAGCAUGCUGUUGACAGGGAAAGAUCCCACUGAUCCAUUCUUCAUGGGGGAGGUGGGGAGGUGGGGCCUCGUCCCAUGGCUCCGGCACCUGCAGCAAGUUGGGGAGGCUCGUGAAGCCCUCGACAGUGGAAUGUUAGGAGAAGGCGAAGAGGAAGAGGAGAUGCUGAUGGCAAUCAGAAUCGCUCUUGUUUGCUUGUCAGACUUGCCUGCCGACCGACCUUCUAGUGAUGAGCUUGAAGCAAUGCUUACACAGCUCCACAGCUUCUGAUGCUCUUUAAUGGCUGUGAUUUGCCUGAAUUUGUUUUAAUUUUAUUGUUGACUAAUAAUUUUAGAGUUUUCUGUGAGCUCCAGCUAUAGUUCUAUACUAUUGACUUUUGAUAUUGUCAUUAGAAAUUUGAAGCCAAAGGCAUCAUAGGUGCUUGUAUUGUAGUGUUUUGUUGGCUUCUUUUCUUUUAGUAUUUUUUUUUUUGCUAUGUUA
Molecule: messenger RNA, 1763 nt
Organism: Phalaenopsis equestris
Lineage: Eukaryota; Viridiplantae; Streptophyta; Magnoliopsida; Asparagales; Orchidaceae
Product: inactive leucine-rich repeat receptor-like protein kinase CORYNE
Exons: 2
Coding region: 333-1553 (406 amino acids)
Biological process (GO): protein phosphorylation
Molecular function (GO): protein kinase activity; ATP binding
Source: RefSeq, a predicted model, not a curated record